Vombatus ursinus (common wombat) is the source of this 1264-nucleotide messenger RNA. It is a transcript of the gene CCDC97, whose product is annotated as coiled-coil domain containing 97. Lineage: Eukaryota; Metazoa; Chordata; Mammalia; Diprotodontia; Vombatidae. The coding region runs from base 33 to 941 and encodes 302 amino acids. The transcript is spliced from 4 exons. The record is from RefSeq and is a predicted model, not a curated record.
GGGAGGGCCAGGAGGACCCCGGCGUCCGGGCCAUGCUCCGCGCCGUGGCCGGCAGCCGCAUCCCCGUGCAGAGCCAGCAGAAGGACGAGCCCGACUUCACGGAGCGGGAGAAGGUGGCCAUCCUGGGCCGCCUCUACCGGGACAAACCCCUGGUCUUCCUGGAGCGGUUCCGGAGCAUCCUCCGGGAGGAGCACCUGGCCUGCUUCCAGCACCUGCGCGGGGACUACCGGGCCGAUUUCUACUGCGCCGAGGUGCUGCGGGGGAGCGCCGGCAGGGACCGGGCCUCCCGCACCCGGCUGAGGAACAGGCGAUACGCAGCCCUGCAGGAGCUCAUCCGGGGUGGGGAGUACUUCAGCGAUGAGCAGAUGCGAGCCCGGGAGCCCCUGCUAUAUGAGCAGUACAUUGGACAGUACCUGAGUGAGGAGGAGCUGGCUGCCCGCUCCCCAAAGACCCUGGCCCCCGAUGGCUGCCCUUUGGCGGACCUGCUCCUCCAGUCCUAUCAGGAGGGGGUGCUGCAGCGAAGGCUGCUGCAGCAGCAGGAAGAGGAAGAGGCCUGCCUGGAGGAGGACGAAGAUGAGGAGGAGGAAGAUGAGGAGGAGGAGGAAAAUUCCAGGCCCGGACAGGAGGAGGAGGCCUGGGUCCCUGACUCAGAAGAGAAGGUCAUCCUGAGGGAGGAAUUCACCAGCAGGAUGCACCAGCGCUUCUUGGAUGGCAAAGAUGGCGACUUUGAUUACAGUAAGGUGGAUGACAAUCCGGAGUUUGACAACUUGGACAUUGUGGCUCGGGAUGAGGAAGAACGCUAUUUUGAUGAAGAGGAACCCGGGGAGGCGCGGAGCACAGAGCCGGAAGAGGACUGGGACCGGGGCCCCCACUUGUCUCCCACCCAGGAGGGGGCCCGGUGCGCUGGCCGUCGGCCCCCAACAGGGGGCGCCCUCUGCUAGGCACAGCCUUCCCCCACCUGUAACAUGACCGAUGAGGAACCGAGGCCUUUGGUGCUUCUGUGGGCCCCCAGGGCAGCACCCUGGAACCCCUCACUGUCUGCUCUCCCCCAUGAGCUCCCUCCUCCUUUCAGGCCCCUGAGCCCCAUCUUUGUCAAGCUCACCCUGUCAGGCACUCAGAACAGAACUGGCCUCCUGAGGAAUGGAGUUUGCUAAAAGAGGCCAGCCCCCAGCUCCCCUCUAGUCCCAACCACAGCCACAACUUUCCCUUCCUUCACUUCCUCCUGCCCUGUUUACGCUCCCCAAAUACUUGCAGCCUGUUAUCA